AUGGUUGUCGUCUUCAAGUCUCGUCUUCUCCAAGUGCUUGGUGUAGACGAUGGUGAUGAUGCGGUGGAAUGGAAGAGUGGAGCGCUCAGACAGAUGGGCGGCCUUCGCCUCGUCGGUGCCCGGCCUGGUGGUGUCCGCCUCGUCGGUGUCGGACAUGAAGCCUUCCUCGUCGAGCCCGGGAUUGGUGAUGACAACAUUGGCGAGGUUGAUGAAUAUGAUCGGGAUGGCUCCGGGCCGCACGCCGGCAUGGUGGAGGUGGCGCCGGGCUAUGGCUCCGGGCCGCACGCCAGCAUGGUAAAGAUGGCGCCGGGCAUGCGGGUCGGCAGCUCCGACAUUGUCGUGGUGGUGCAGAUAGCGUCGGGCCGGAUGUCGUCGCCGAGGUGGUGUUGGUGGCUCGCCGUGCUCGGCGUGGGCGCCGCGUGUGGCAGCCCAUAUGAAGACUUCGUCGCACUCGCCGGCGGAGGUUCGUCGUCGUCGCGGACGCCGGCGCAUCAUCUGCGGCCUAGGAGUGCACCGAGACCGAGCGCAUGGUCUGUUGGCACGGGUGUGGUAUUCCAAGGCUCCGUCGGGCUCGCCGGCAGACACAAGAAGACCGGUGCAUCAUCUGCGGCCUACGAGUAUACCGAGGCGGCGCGCAUGGUCCGUCGCCGGGGUGCCGCGGCCUCCGUCGGCGCGUGUAGUCGCUGCCACCAGAUGGGCGCGUCUCCUCUGGGUUCCUCCCCCUCAAGCUGCGUACGCGCAUGA
Triticum turgidum subsp. durum (durum wheat) is the source of this 744-nucleotide messenger RNA. The record is from the annotation of a GenBank genome assembly. Lineage: Eukaryota; Viridiplantae; Streptophyta; Magnoliopsida; Poales; Poaceae.